AUGACACAACAAGUUCUAUUAGUAAACACUGAGUAAACCACUUUCACUUUACGUUGACAACGCAGCACAGUAGUACGUACACAUACUUACUUUCUGCAUAUACCGGUAACCUGGAAAGCAACAUAUCAACGACGCUUAUCUGUAACCAUGGCUAGAAGUGGAGACACAUCAGAUACGGCUUCCUUGCUUUCUGAAUUAGGAUCUAUUCUCACAGCCCCUGCAAAUGGCAUGCUGAUGGCACCCUCAAGAGCUUAUGAUGAAGUCUGGCCCGGGCUCUAUGUUGGCGAAAGAAGUACAGCAAUGAACAAAGCUGGCCUGAAACAUAUAGGUAUUACUCAUAUAUUGAACACUGCCGAAGGAAAAGGAUUUGGGCACGUCAGUACGAACGAGGCGUAUUAUAAGGAAACUGGCAUUGUGUAUAAAGGUAUAAAAGCAUCUGACGUCUUGGGAUUUAAUCUAAAACCAUUUUGGCAGGAAACUGGCGUAUUCAUUCACGAUGCGCUAAAAGAAAAUGGGAAAGUAAUGGUUCACUGCGUUGAAGGAUUCAGUCGUUCUGCUAGCACUGCCAUUGCAUACUUGAUGAUGUACCAAGACAUGACAGUACAAGAAGCAACGCGAACUGUCAGAGCUAAACGUGAAAUUGGACCAAACAGUACUUUUCGAAAACAACUAUGUGAACUCAAUAGGGAGAUAACACUGUCAAGAAAAGACAAUGUGGUUACACCAAGUAUUGAAGUGAACGAUGCUACAGAGCUCUAAUAAUUGUCUAUGAUUUUUAAUAUUGGAUAUCAAUAUAGCAUAAUAUGUUUGUACCCU
Messenger RNA from Saccoglossus kowalevskii, 816 nucleotides. RefSeq names its product dual specificity protein phosphatase 3-like. Gene Ontology annotation, cellular component: cytoplasm. The record is from RefSeq and is a predicted model, not a curated record. Gene Ontology annotation, molecular function: MAP kinase phosphatase activity; protein tyrosine/serine/threonine phosphatase activity. Gene Ontology annotation, biological process: protein dephosphorylation; negative regulation of MAPK cascade. NCBI's taxonomy places the organism in Eukaryota, Metazoa, Hemichordata, Enteropneusta, Harrimaniidae.